Molecule: messenger RNA, 4359 nt
Organism: Sclerotinia borealis F-4128
Lineage: Eukaryota; Fungi; Ascomycota; Leotiomycetes; Helotiales; Sclerotiniaceae
Source: the annotation of a GenBank genome assembly
AUGGCGGACUCAGAUGGAUCAUCGCCAGCUCCAAACUUGGGGGCAAAGAGGCAAAGAGCACCUACGAUAACAAUCGAUACUUCAGCUGUUCGUAAUAUCAGUCCACCUCAAGCUAUGGAUAACGACGCAGUUGCUCUAAGGGCUUUACCCAGUUCUCCUUCAACUUCACAGGGAGAUAUAAGUCCGGCGACAUAUGAUGGAGCAGGACAACAAUCACGAGGUUAUCAUUCGAGUCAAGCAAGUCGUUCAUCGAUACCAGAAUUAAGAGCGACCAAUUCUUUUGACAGCCGAGAUAGUAGGCCAACAUCACCCCAUAAUAUUUCCUCGCCAACAACGAGAGGAACCCCGGGUUUCCUGGCCGUCCCGGGUCUCCGUUCACGACAAAAUUCCAUCGAAUCUGACGAUGGAAACCAUUCAAACACGAAUUACAGCGGAGAAACUUGCGCUGGAAGCUCAACCAUAGGGCAGAUAGAUAAGCAUAGAGAGAUGGGUGGAAAUAAUGAUAUAAUGAAUGAUCAAUACGCUUUGAAGCCGGAUCUAGGGACCGAGGAGGACUUUGAAGUUGAAAACAACAAUUUCGGAUUCUCUCAAGGACAACUUAAUAAGUUAGUCAAUGGCAAAAAUUUGGCGGCUUUCUAUGCCCUCGGAGGUCUUGCAGGAUUAGAAAAAGGAUUACGGACGGAUCGAAGAAGCGGUCUGAGUGUGGAUGAGCAGGCUUUGGAUGGAACAGUAUCUUUCGAGGAAGCAACGGCCGCCGCAUCUCGAGGAUCACCGGAUCUCAGCGAACAUUCAAAAUCGUCAAAAACUCCUAUGACCAAGGUUUCUUCGAGGCCAUCGAUAAGAUCGGGGCAAGAACAGGGGCAUUCACACGUUCAAGCACAAGGUGCUUAUUCUGACCGAAAACGCAUCUUCAAGGACAAUCGAUUACCCGAGAAGAAAGGCAAAAGCAUUUUCGAAUUGAUGUGGAUUACUUACAAUGACAAGGUUCUGAUACUGUUGUCAAUAGCAGCAGCGAUAUCUUUAGGUGUCGGACUAUACCAGACAUUCGGAACGAAACAUGAUUCGGAACAUCCUCCUAUUGAGUGGGUCGAAGGUGUGGCAAUUAUAGUAGCCAUCGUCGUCGUGGUGAUUGUAGGAUCUCUCAACGAUUAUCAGAAGGAACGCCAAUUCGUCAAACUCAACAAAAAGAAAGAAGAUCGGGAUGUGAAUGUUAUCAGAUCAGGAAAAACUUUGGAACUCUCGGUUUUCGAUGUUUUGGUGGGUGAUGUUAUGCAUCUCGAGCCAGGUGACAUGAUCCCUGUGGAUGGAAUCUUCAUCGAAGGACAUAACGUUGUUUGCAAUGAAUCUCAGACAACUGGAGAAUCUGAUUUAAUACGAAAGCGACCAGCCGAUGAUGUCUAUAAUGCAAUUCAGAACCACGACAGCUUGAGGAAAUUGGAUCCUUUCAUUCUUUCAGGAGCCCAGGUUAGCGAAGGAGUCGGGACAUUUAUGGUUACAGCUACCGGCGUAAAUUCCAUGUAUGGAAAGACAUUGGUCGCUUUGCGAGAAGAUCCCGAGUCUACCCCUCUUCAAACGAAAUUGAACACACUGGCUGAAUACAUCGCAAAGCUCGGUGGAGCUGCAGGUCUCCUUCUCUUCAUCGUUUUGUUUAUUGAGUUUCUGGUCCGUUUACCUCACAAUCACAACACCCCAACCGAGAAGGGUCAAGAAUUCCUUAACAUCUUUAUUGUCACGGUUACAAUUAUUGUGGUCGCUGUUCCCGAAGGUUUACCACUGGCUGUCACACUAGCCUUGGCUUUUGCUACCACUCGCAUGUUGAAGGACAACAACUUAGUCAGGCAUCUCAAAGCUUGUGAGGUCAUGGGAAAUGCUACGACUAUUUGCUCCGACAAAACCGGUACUUUGACCCAAAACAAAAUGUUGGUGGUCGCAGGAACCCUGGGAACUAGCUCUCGAUUUGGUGGCACAGUAAAUUCGUCUGGGAAAGAUCAACUCGAUAAGGGUAAGGAGCCACAGCGAGAAGAUAACAUGUCCGCAGGAGAGGUGGUAUCUGCUUUAGGUCCAAGCGUCAAGGAAUUGAUCAAGCAAUCGGUUGUUCUCAACUCCACCGCUUUCGAGGGCGAAGUUGAUAACCAAAGCAGCUUCAUUGGUUCCAAAACAGAAACUGCGCUCUUGCUCUUCGUACGAGAACAUCUGGGACUUGAUUCGCUCGAUCAAGAACGCUCUAAUUCCACCAUCAUCCAACUUAUUCCCUUCGAUUCGGGCCGAAAGUGUAUGGGAGUCGUCGUACAACUGGACAAUGGCAAAUAUAGACUUUAUGUGAAGGGUGCAUCCGAGAUUCUCCUCGAAAAGUGCUCAGAUAUCAUCCGGGACCCGACUAAAGAUACUAGCAGCACUCAUAUGACCGAUGAUAACCGCCACACUCUGAACUCGCUCAUCGACAACUACGCUUCACGAUCACUUCGUACAAUUGCACUCGUCUACAGAGAUUUCGAGAGAUGGCCUGCCAAGGGCGCUCGAAUCAUUGAAGGAGAGAAGAACCAAGUUGUUUUCGAAGAUAUCUUUAGGCAGAUGGUACUCUUGGGCGUCGUAGGAAUCCAGGACCCACUUCGUGAAGGUGUUCCCGAAGCUGUCCGUAUUUGUCAAAAUGCCGGUGUGGUUGUACGCAUGGUUACUGGAGAUAACAUGGUCACUGCUAAAGCUAUUGCCGAAGAGUGUGGUAUCUAUACUCCCGGUGGUAUCAUCAUGGAAGGUCCCGCUUUCCGAAAUUUGAGUCAAGCCAAGAAGGAGCAGAUUAUUCCACGUUUGCAAGUCCUGGCACGAUCUAGUCCAAAAGAUAAAGAAGAUUUGGUCAAGGCUCUUAAGAAGCUUGGUGAAACGGUGGCAGUUACUGGUGAUGGUACCAAUGAUGCGCCUGCUUUGAAGAAGGCCGACGUUGGAUUCUCUAUGGGUAUCGCUGGUACCGAGGUUGCAAAGGAAGCUUCUGCCAUUAUUCUCAUGGACGAUAACUUCAACUCGAUUGUCAAGGCUAUGAUGUGGGGACGUGCUGUUAAUGAUGCAGUGAAGAAGUUCUUGCAAUUUCAAGUCACCGUCAACAUUACUGCCGUUCUCUUAACCUUCAUCUCGGCUGUUGCCAGUUCUGACGAGACAUCCGUCCUCACUGCUGUGCAACUGCUAUGGGUCAAUCUUAUCAUGGAUACCAUGGCCGCUCUUGCAUUGGCUACCGAUCCACCGCCUCCGAGCAUCCUCGAUCGAAAACCCGAUCCUAAAUCCGCACCUCUUAUCACUAUGACGAUGUGGAAAAUGAUCAUUGGUGAAUCAAUCUAUCAACUAACCAUCACGCUGCUCUUGUUCUUUGGUGCGGAGAGCAUUCUUUCAUACCAAUCCGAACGCGAAAUUGCUCAAAUUCCAACUCUUGUCUUCAACACAUUUGUGUGGAUGCAAAUAUUCAAUCAAUGGAACAACCGUCGUCUGGAUAAUAAGUUCAACAUAUUCGAAGGAGUUUCUCGCAACUUGUUCUUCAUAGGAAUUAAUGUUGUCAUGGUCGGUGGUCAAGUAAUGAUCAUUUUCGUUGGCGGCAAAGCUUUCAACGUGGUCCAUCUCAACGGAGCUCAAUGGGCAUAUUCCAUUAUUCUUGGUUUCCUCUCUAUCCCGGUCGGAGCUUGCAUACGUCUCAUUCCUGAUGAAUUGCUCAUCUCAUUGGUUCCUAGCUAUUUGAUGAACCGAAACAAGAAUCCAGAAGUCACCAUUUCGGACGAGGAAGAGCAUUUCCGAUUCCCCCAACCCUUGGCAGAUGUCAAGGAAGAAUUGACCUUCCUCAAGAAAUUCAAGGGUGGUCGAUUAAACAACUUGAAAUUUGCCAUGCAGCAAACUCGCGAUCAGUUCAUGCCUCGUUCCAGGAGUGGUUCUCGAUCAAGAGAUAAUUCCAUCCCACCAACCACACCUUCCGAUGAUCCCAAUCGGGAAGAUGCUUUCGGUUCAAACGCUCCAUUCCCCACCCCCGAAUCCCGCAAACGCGGUCGAAGCACCCGAUCUCGAUCCAACUCAGCCUUAGGCGCCACAACCGUCAUGGCCGGUAUCAUCGCCGGUAGUGUUGCCGGCUGGUCCCCUAUCGAGAGAAACUACGGCGACAAUGAAUCCAUGCGUUUCUCACGUUCCAAAGGUAGAUCCGAAUUAGAAACCUCAAACGAAAUUCAGAUCCACCCCGAUACCAAGCCUGAUGAUCCUAUCAUUACGGAAAAUCUAAGCCAGCUCAAUGCUCCCCCCUCGCAAAUCCCGGAGAUUUCCCCUGUUCCCGCGGCUGAUAUUCCGACCUUGAAGAUUCCUACUCCGGGUCAGAAAUCCCCUGGUGAUGAAUAA